This is a messenger RNA of Trichoplusia ni (cabbage looper), 1090 nucleotides long. RefSeq names its product dehydrogenase/reductase SDR family member 4 (gene Dhrs4). Lineage: Eukaryota; Metazoa; Arthropoda; Insecta; Lepidoptera; Noctuidae. The transcript has 6 exons. The record is from RefSeq and is a predicted model, not a curated record. The coding region runs from base 148 to 987 and encodes 279 amino acids. Gene Ontology annotation, molecular function: carbonyl reductase (NADPH) activity.
UAAGGAUACGGAAAUUCUGAUCACUGACGUGAAAGAGUUUGUCUUAUUAUCUGUAAUUAUAAAGGUUUAUCUUAUUUACCAAUGAUAACUUGUUGUAAUAAUAAUCUUUUAUAUAAAAAUAAGAAUUCUUAGAAUUAUAAGCUCAUAAUGCUCAAUUCUUUAAGAAAUAUUUCCAGGGCUAAAAUGGUGAAGUUAAAUAUGGUAAACGCAAGUACUCGAGAAGUUCAUAGUAGCAGGUUUAAGGGGAAAGUUGCUAUAGUCACAGCAUCGACGGAAGGCAUUGGUUACGCCAUAGCGCAGAGAUUAGGACAGGAAGGAGCUUCUGUGAUAAUAAGUAGUAGAAAAGAAAAUAAUGUAGAGAAUGCAGUAAAGAAUUUGCGCAGUGAAGGCAUUACAGUUGAAGGGGUCGUGUGCCACGUAGGUAAUGCGGAUCAAAGAAAAAAACUGUUUGAUAUUGCAAAGUCAAAAUUUGGAGGCCUUGAUAUUCUUGUUUCUAAUGCAGCAGUUAAUCCUGGUGUUGGGCCGAUACUUGAGACUGAUGACAAAGUGUGGGACAAGAUAUUUGAAAUUAAUGUGAAGUGCGCCUGGCUUUUAGCAAAGGAGGCAUAUCCUGAACUUGUUAAGAGAGGAGGAGGCAAUAUCGUAUUUAUUUCGUCUAUUGCUGGCUACCAACCAAUGGAGCCUUUAGGUACAUACAGUGUCAGUAAAACCACUCUUUUGGGAUUAACUAGAGCCAUAGCUAACGAAGUUGUACAUGACAAUAUUAGAGUAAACUGUGUUGCUCCAGGAAUUGUAGCUACGAAGUUCGCAUCUGCGAUUACUUCUUCAGAAGCAGGCAAAGAAAAAAGUUUAUCCAUCGUGCCAAUGAAACGGUUUGGUAAGCCUUCUGAGAUUGCCAGUUCAGUGGCCUUCCUAGCUUCAGAUGAUGCCAGUUACAUAACUGGAGAAACCAUUGUUACUGCAGGAGGUGCAUAUGCUCAUCUUUGAGUCCAAGACUAUUGCUAUUAGGGAUCAUGGUGGUUAUUAAUAUUUUUCACUUGUUAUUCAUUUUUAUAAAUCAUAAAUAAAGGAACAUGGAUAUAUUCUAAAA